This is a messenger RNA of Chelonus insularis, 769 nucleotides long. RefSeq names its product cytochrome c oxidase assembly protein COX16 homolog l(3)neo43 (gene l(3)neo43). NCBI's taxonomy places the organism in Eukaryota, Metazoa, Arthropoda, Insecta, Hymenoptera, Braconidae. The transcript has 5 exons. Bases 326 to 655 code for a protein of 109 amino acids. The record is from RefSeq and is a predicted model, not a curated record. Gene Ontology annotation, cellular component: mitochondrial inner membrane. Gene Ontology annotation, biological process: mitochondrial respiratory chain complex IV assembly.
AAAAUUUUUUCAAAAAAUUCAGCCACCACGCCACCUAUCAAAAUAAGUGUAAAUUACCCGGGCAAAGUACUUUCGAUGAAAUUAUUAUAAAUUAUUUUAAUUGUUAUCUUCGAUUUCAACUUAAUUGAAUAUACCAGCGAUUCCAUGAACGUACAUUUACUUGCAAUGAAUAACCUCCAAUAAUGGUUUUCAUUAUUAAAAAAAACAACAAUUAUGAUUUAAUUGUUGAUUACAAUCAACAUUCUAUAAAAAUAAAAAUUUUAUGUACAUAAUUAAUGAAUCAUAAUUAAUUUAUUAUUAUAUUUCAUAGAAAGGCUUUUAUAUAAUGAAGACAGUUAUAAAUUUCGAAGUUUAUAAAAAAACUUGGGAACGACUUUCUAAAAAUAAGCAUUUUAAAUAUGGUGCUCCAUUCCUUGCUUUCAUCAUUGGAGGAUCAUUUGCAUUAAGAUAUGUCACUAAUAUACGAUUUAAAUACAAACCAACUGUUAUGAUGAAAGAAGAAGCUUCCAAGAUGGGAAUACACAUAAAAAGCGCUGAGGAAGUUGGAGAUAUAGAAGAUCACUAUAAAGAAUUGCAAAAGCUCGACAUCGAUAAUUGGGAAAAUAUCCGAAUACCAAGGCCGUGGGAAGACGGAGAAGGAAAAGAAAUAGUGUAAUAGAAUUAGUGUUUUGUAAUGAAAAGUAAGUAAAAUUAAAUAUAACUAAUUUACAUGUCAACAUGAUGACAUAAAUCAUUUUUUUGUUAAUACAAUAACGUGAAAGAGUGAAAA